AAUGUGUUAUUCUAGUACCAAAGCAAAUCAAACAAUGCCACGAGCAGUGAUCCUUCGACCUCCCUCUUAUUUGCUACAAGCGAUGAAGAAAGAUAUAAAAGCUGUGAGCCGUUAGCAUUAACAUGCCCCAGCUGCUCUACUUCUUUCAACUGUCCAUCUAUUGCUAGUUCUGUUUGUGCGUCAGUCAGUAAGAAACCUGCGACACCUGAAACAGAGGAAUCUGAUUCCUCAUUCUGGCUUAAACUGCAUUGCCCGAAAUGUCAGCAGGAUGAUAUCACUGGAAGAAUAUCCCCUGCUAUGAUAGCUAACCAGGUGAAAAGACAGCUUGAUGGAUUUGUGUCAAUGUAUUACAAAGGCAUAAUGGUGUGUGAUGACGAGUCUUGCAAGCACACAACCCGCUCCCCCAACUUUCGCUUGCUUGGUGAACGUGAACGAGGCACAGUUUGCCCAAACUAUCCUAACUGUAACGGAACCCUUUUAAGAAAGUACACUGAAGCGGAGUUGUACAAGCAACUGUCAUAUUUCUGCCACAUCUUAGACACACAAUACUCUCUAGAAAAGAUGGAUGUUGGCAUGAGAAUUCAAGUAGAGAAAGCAAUGACGAAGAUAAGGCCUGCGGUUGAAUCAGCAGCAGCCAUCACUCGAAGUAUUAGAGACCGUUGUGCUUAUGGAAGGCUGCAACUCACAGACAUAGCUAUUUGAUAGUUGUAAUAAUCAUCUACAUGUAAUAGAGGAACCAUGACCAGUUUGACGCCGGAUCAUCAUCAUUUUCUAAAGCAGAGUGGCUGUGGGAAAGCACAUUUCUUGAGGUGGUUCCAUCGAGUGAGGAGC
Molecule: messenger RNA, 831 nt
Organism: Camelina sativa (false flax)
Lineage: Eukaryota; Viridiplantae; Streptophyta; Magnoliopsida; Brassicales; Brassicaceae
Source: RefSeq, a predicted model, not a curated record